Molecule: messenger RNA, 1526 nt
Organism: Coturnix japonica (Japanese quail)
Lineage: Eukaryota; Metazoa; Chordata; Aves; Galliformes; Phasianidae
Source: RefSeq, a predicted model, not a curated record
CCAUAUUGGUACCAAGGGAUGUCCCCAACAUGGCGGCCAAUGAAGAUAAAGAUGUCCCCAACACGGCGGCCAUAUUGGACCAGGAAGUGUCCAACAGAGCGGCCAUAUUAGACCAGGAUGUCCCCAUCAUGGCGGCCAUAUUGGACCAAGAUGUCCCCAAUAUGGCGGACAUUGAGGACAAAGAUGUCCCCAUCAUGGCGGCCAAUGAAGACAAGGAUGUCCCCAACACGGCGGCCAUAUUGGACCAAGACGUCCCCAUCAUGGCGGCCAUAUUGGACCAAGAUGUCCCCAACACGGCGGCCAUAUUGGACCAGAAUGUCCCCAACAUGGCGGCCAAUGAAGAUAAAGAUGUCCCCAACACGGCGGCCAUAUUGGACCAGGACGUCCCCAUCAUGGCGGCCAUAUUGGAUGGUGACGCUGGUGGCAUCACCAUCACAGUGACAGCCCCCCCAUUGGAGGAUGAGCCCGGUGACGAUGACGUCAUAGGUGAUGACGUCAUCACAGCCAACCAAUCACGUGGCGUUGAGGAGAGCGAUGACAUCACAGCCGUGCUUCACGAUGAUGUCAUCCCCGAGGGUGACGUCACUUCAAAGAUGGCGGCUGGUGACGUCACUGCUGACCUCACUGAAGUUGAUGACGUCACUUUAAAGAUGGCAGCUGGUGACGUCAUUGUUGAUGAUGUCAUCGCUGCGGGUGAUGUCACUUCCUGUCAUCCUGGGGGUGACUGGAGUGACAUCGCUGAUGACGUCAAAAGUGGUGAUGACGUCAUAAGUGCUGAUGACAUCAUCCGCUCCCUCCCCAUUGGUGACCAGGCUGAUGACGUCACCCCCAGAGGUGACGUCACUGAUGACGUCAUCACAGACGAACCAAUCGCUUCUUUAUAUGGGGACGGCCGCAGCCAUGACGUCAUCCCAGUUGGUGACGUCAUCGAUGACGUCAUCACGGGUGAAGCCGUCCCUCCAUUACACGUGGAUGCCUACGGCGAUGACGUCAUCCACACAGGUGACGUCAUUGAUGACAUCACACAUAACUAUGACGUCACGGGCGACACAUCGCAUUGGGAUGACAUCACUGAUGACGUCAUCACAGGGGAAACCAUCAUGGCCGACCCCGUCGGCGACGUCAUCAAUGGGGACGACCUCACUGAUGACGUCAUUGAUGUCGAUGACGUCAUCAAUGUUGAUGACAUCAUCAAGGACGACAUCAUCAAAGACGAUGACAUCAUCGAUGACGUCACCUAUAGAGAUGACAUCACAGCCCCGAUUUCGACCUGUGACGUCACACCUGAGGGUGAUGACGUCACUGAUGAGGUCACGUGGAAGGAUGACGUCAUCAGUGACGUCAUCAGCCCCACAGAGGAGCAGCCGUUGUGCCCCAUCGAUGACAUCACGGAUGACGUCAUGGCCGCCCACAGGAGGGGCGGGGCUACAGGACCCCCCCAGCCCCAUAGCAGCCCCCCCCCCGGCUGCCCCCUGCUUUUCCUCGGCCUCCUCUGUCUCCUCCUCGUCCUCCUGCUCCUCGCCGGG